AUGGACGGAGCUCCUAGAGGUCGUGGCGCGAGAGGGCGCGGUGCUAGAGGUCGUGGCGGCAGAGUUGGCCGUGGCGGCAGAGCUGGUGGUAGAGCUGGAGGUCGAGCAGGCCGAGGUCGUGGUCGUGGACUUCCGGAGGAGUCGGGAGAGAGUGCGGCACCGAGUGUGCAUACUGCGUCGGUGACCCAGUCAGUUCCGUUGGCGGGUGAUGCCAGUGCGAGUGUUGGUAUGGGAGCGGGGGCUGCUCCGGGUGGGGGUGGCGCUCCGGCUCCGGGUCAUGAUGACUUAGUGGUGGGUUUGCUGACGCAGCUGUUGGCUCGUUUUCCGCCGGUGGUUCCACAGGGGGCUCCAGGAGUACCGCCAGUGGCAGAGGUGCAGCAUGUUGCUGCAGGCGUUGCGCAGCCGGAGGCUGUGGAUGCGGGUGUGACCAGUUAUUUGGAGUUUAUGGGCCACAUGCAGAAGAUUGGUACGCCUUUCUUCGAGGGUAGAGUUGGUCCAGAGGAGGCAGACGCGUGGCGUCAGAGAGUGGAGCGGAACUUUCAUUCGAUCCGUUGUCCGAUAGAGUACUGGGUGGAGUUAGCGGUCCACUAUUUGAGUGGCGAUGCUCAUUUGUGGUGGCAGGCCGCGGUGGGCCGGAGGGCAUUUUGGACUUGGGGCGACUUCCUUGUGGAGUUCAACGCCAAGUAUUUCCCGAGGCAGGCUCGUGAUCGUCUUCAGAUGCGGUUUAUGGGCAUUGAGCAGGGUUCGCGUUCUGUACGCGAGUAUGAUGAGGAGUUCAGCCGUCUGUUAGUGCAUGCGGGCUUUGGUAUGGAGUCUGAGCAUCAGUUGACGAACAGAUUUCUGGAGGGACUUCGCAAGGAUAUUCGGACUCUAUGCAGGAGUAGUAUGCACACUUCGAGGGCGAGUCUGGUAGAGUUGGCCGCGUCGGUUGAGGCGGAUCUUGGUGGGCCAGUUGGUCCGGUGGCUGUGCCGUCAGCAGUUGCUUCUGCUACCCAGCCUCGGGGUCAGCAUCAGCAGCCGCGACAGCAGCAGCAGCAGCAGCGCAGAGGUGGUUCGAGUUUCAGUUCUGGUUCUGGCAGGGGCGGUUUGCCUGCGCAGGGUCAGAAGAGGAGUAGAGAGGAGUUUUCUGGUGCUAGUCAGUUUCCUCGUGGUUCCUGUUUUGGGUGUGGGAGCACGGAGCAUCGUGUUUCGAGUUGUCCCAAGAGAGAGUCAGCACCGAGAUUGUGCUACUACUGCAAGGAGCCUGGGCAUAUCAAGCCCAUGUGUCCUAAGUUGCGGAGUAUGUCGGUGGCUUCGGUUCAGCCAGUAGCGGCUCAGCCAGUGAGUCAGAUCGCAGCAGUGCAGCCGUUGGGUCAGAUUGCACCGGCGUCGCGGGGUUACUCUUCGGUGGAGACUGGCGGGACUAGUCAGACCGGACAGAUCACAGGGACCUUGUUAGUGGGCGGUUUUGAGUCCCACGUUUUAUUCGACUCUGGAGCAUCGAAUUGCUUCAUUACACCGGAGCGUGCCGAGAAGAGUGGCAUCCGGAGUAGCGCGGGCGAGAGCGCGGGCAUGGUCAAGGUGGCGGGAGGUGGAUUCUUGUCUACUUUGGGCCGUGCUAGAGGAGUCGAGAUCGAGAUUGCGGGGCAGUCAAUGCCAGCAGACUUAGUCAUCAGUCCGGUGGAGCUGUAUGACGUUAUUCUCGGGAUGGACUGGUUGUCACACUACAGAGUUCAUCUGGAUUGCUACAGAGGUAGAGUGGUCUUCGAGCGAGAUGCAGGGAGGUUGGUUUAUCAGGGAGUGAGACCGACUUCCGGGAGUAUUGUGAUAUCUGCUAUUCAGGCCGAGCAGUUGUUAGUGCGGGGCUGUGAGGCGUAUCUGGCGACGAUUUCUAUGUCUGAGUCAGGAGCUGGAGUUGUUAUGGGAGAUAUUGAGGUUGUCCAGGAUUUUGAGGAUGUCUUUCAGUCACUGAAGGGAUUACCACCAUCUCGGUCUGAUCCUUUCACGAUUGAGUUAGAGCCGGGGACAGCACCGAUAUCGAAGACGCCUUACAGGAUGGCGCCAGCUGAGUUGGCAGAGCUGAAGAAGCAGAUAGAGGACCUUUUGUCUAAGGGGUUCAUUCGACCAAGUGUUUCACCGUGGGGAGCACCGGUGUUGUUUGUGAAGAAGAAGGAUGGCAGUUUCAGACUUUGUAUCGAUUACAGAGGUCUUAACCGAGUCACUGUGAAGAACAGGUACCCACUCCCGAGGAUUGAUGAGUUACUGGAUCAGUUGAGGGGUGCUACUUGGUUCUCCAAGAUUGACUUGGCAUCGGGGUAUCAUCAGAUCCCGAUAGAUGAGGCAGAUGUCAGGAAGACUGCUUUCAGGACGCGUUAUGGGCAUUUUGAGUUUGUGGUUAUGCCUUUCGGUUUGACUAACGCGCCGGCAGCCUUCAUGAGAUUGAUGAACGACGUGUUCAGGGAGUAUUUGGAUGUGUUCGUCAUCAUUUUCAUUGAUGAUAUUCUGGUAUACUCGAGGAGUCAGGAGGAGCAUGCGACUCACUUGAGGUUGGUUCUGGAGAAAGCUUCGGGAGCAGAAGCUUUUUGCUAA
Microthlaspi erraticum is the source of this 2568-nucleotide messenger RNA. Lineage: Eukaryota; Viridiplantae; Streptophyta; Magnoliopsida; Brassicales; Brassicaceae. The record is from the annotation of a GenBank genome assembly.